AUGCGGCACUACAAGCCGGAAGACAUCCAGGGCUUCACAAAUGCUGCCACAAAAGAGCACCUCAGCUAUGUCGACCUUAGACAGCACACUAUCCACCUUUCCACCGCCCUCGCGAAGAAUUACGGCCUCCUGCAAGGCCAGACUGUUGCUCUCUUCUCUCCCAAUACUGUGUGGUACCCGUGCGCGAUGUUUGGCGUGUUGCGCGCUGGAGGCGUUAUCAGCGGUGCCUCCCCGGCCUACAACAUCGAGGAAAUGACGUACGCCUUGAAGACUGCAGAGGCCAAAUUCUUGUUCACGGUACCGAGCUCCAUGGAGGUGGCGGCUGCCGCGGCCAAGAAUGCGGGAAUCCCCCAGAGCAGAGUGUUUCUGCUCGAGGGGCAAAUGGAGGGUUUCACAACCAUGAAGGAGCUGCUGGAGAUGGGUCGCUCACACGGCCCAGAGGGACAGGUCGAACAGUUCCGUCUCCCACCUGGCAAGAAGAACAAGGACGUUUGUGGCUUCCUGUCCUUCAGCUCCGGUACCACUGGCUUGCCGAAGGCUGUCAUGAUUGCACAUUCAAAUGUCAUUGCUCAGUGUCUCCAAAUUCGCCAGAUCACGCCGGCAACCUUACGACGUAUUCUUGCCGUGUUGCCUCUCUUCCACAUCACGGGUCUUGUGCAUCAGAUGCAUCUACCUAUCCUCCUCAACGCUAAUGUCUACAUGUUGCCGGCAUUCACCAUGGAGGCUACACUGCAAACCGUCCAAGACUACAAACUCGAGGAAAUGCUUCUUGUCCCACCGAUUAUUAUCCGGCUGGUUCGCGACGAAAAGACUCUCGCAAAGUACGACCUUAGCUCUCUACGCCGCUUCAGUUCAGGCGCUGCUCCCGUAAGCCCAGAGAUCCUCGAACUCCUCAAGAGACGCUUCCCCGGGACGGGCUUCAAGCAAGGCUACGGCAUGACUGAGUCAUGUUCGUGUAUUACUGCACACCCACCCGAGAAGUAUGACUAUAAAUAUGCGUUCCGGGUAGGCACAAUUGUCGCGUCUACGGAGGUGAAGAUCGUCGACCCGGAUACAGGACGGGAAUGCGGACUGAACGAACCGGGGGAGAUCUGGGCGCGAGGUCCACAGGUUGUUAUGGGCUAUCUAAAUAAUCCGAAAGCCACCCGGGAGACAUUUGAUCAGGAUGGAUUCUUGCAUACCGGCGAUAUCGGGACCAUCGACGAAGAAGGGCUGAUCACGAUCACAGAUCGGUUGAAGGAGAUGAUCAAGGUGAAGGGGAUCGGCGUUGCGCCUGCUGAGCUCGAAGAUCUUCUCCUUGGGCACGAAGACGUCGAAGAUGUCGCCGUGCUCGGAAUCUCCGAUGACUAUUCGGGCGAGCGACCCAAGGCCUACGUUGUGCUCAAAGCAUCCAAGAAAUCGGGCGACCUACAAGCCACUGGCAAGAAGAUCAUCAAAUACGUCCAGGAGAAGAAAGUGCGGCAUAAGUGGAUCACCGAGAUUGAGUUUGUCGACGAGAUCCCAAAGAGCCCCAGCGGGAAGAUCCUCAGGAGAGUAUUGCGGGACAUGGCCAAGACCGGAAAGAGAGGUGUCGUUGUCAAGGACGACCGAGAAAGAGCAAGGCUAUAG
Fonsecaea nubica is the source of this 1608-nucleotide messenger RNA. RefSeq lists its product as hypothetical. Bases 1 to 1608 code for a protein of 535 amino acids. Gene Ontology annotation, molecular function: CoA-ligase activity. The record is from RefSeq and is a predicted model, not a curated record. NCBI's taxonomy places the organism in Eukaryota, Fungi, Ascomycota, Eurotiomycetes, Chaetothyriales, Herpotrichiellaceae. The transcript has 3 exons.